Molecule: messenger RNA, 2073 nt
Organism: Oreochromis niloticus (Nile tilapia)
Lineage: Eukaryota; Metazoa; Chordata; Actinopteri; Cichliformes; Cichlidae
Exons: 6
Coding region: 694-2073 (459 amino acids)
Biological process (GO): immune response; T cell costimulation; cell surface receptor signaling pathway
Cellular component (GO): external side of plasma membrane
Source: RefSeq, a predicted model, not a curated record
UUAGUGUGUGCAGCCAAACAUGAUGGCAGACUGCCACAGAUCACUUCUGAGGAAAGAGGAGGCGUUCAGCUUCCUCAUAGUUUCACACCUGCAUGAAGCAGCCUCACCCUGACAGCUUCAAAUCACUGUGUCAGCUGAUCACUUCCUGUCCUGUGAUUGGCUGAGCUUCAGGCCUUCUCUCAGUCAAACUGGAAACAGGGAUUGAGACAGUGUGAGGGUUUGUGGAGUGCCACAGUGCUGUAAUGAAUCCUGUAGUGGAAGAAGUUCUUUCACACUCUUCAUCCUGGAGCUGCUUUAUGUCCAUGAUCUGCAUGGAAACACAUCUAUGGAGAGGAAAUCCAGCUGCUGAGGGUCACAUCUGCAUCAUUGUAGCUACAGUGGAUGUUUCAGUGUCAGGACUGAAGGUGGAGCUUUGUGCGUGUCAGGGUGAGGCCGCAGCAGCCGCCUCCAACCGGAGCGCUCGGGCGUGAAACUAGGAGGAAAGCCGACGUCCUCCUCUUUCCUCAGAAGUGAUCUGUGGCCGGCCGGACUUCAUUCCACAGAUGUGCUUUAACAAAGUGUGAAGCUGAACUCUGAGCUGUGACAGUGUGAGCAGUGUGAGAGUGUCAGUAGAUGAUCAGCAGAGGAAAGUGAGAGCUGCUGUGAGCUGAUGUCCUGAAGGGCUUUUAAAGAGUCUCUGAGUUUGACAGGAACAUGAAGAUGUUUGUGGUGUUUGUGAUCCUCCUGCACGUUUCCCAGCAUGCCUCAGCUGUGGAGUCGUAUGAGGGGGAGACGUUAAUCCUACCCUGCCAGUUUCCCACAGAACUAUUGCUCGACCCCACAGUGGUGUGGAGUCGCCCUCACCUCAGUCAACCAACCGUCCACCAGCGUCAGCUUCAAGGAGACGAACUGAAAGAUCAAAACCAGCAUUACAGCGGCCGAACAUCCAUGAAGACUGAUGCUCUGCAGACUGGAGACCUCAGCCUGAACCUGACCAACCUCCAACUGUCUGACAGCGCCACCUACACCUGCUCAGUCACAGACAUUAGAUUUGGCUACAAGAGACUGGGAGAUAUACAGCUGCAGGUCAAAGAACGGUUUCCAUCCUGGGCCAAAGCUCUCCUGGUUCUCCUGAUUCUUCUUGUGGUUUCUGGAGGUCUUUUAUAUUAUUUCCGGCACUAUUUCAUGUCAGUCCCCUGGGUGGGGGUGGAUUCAGGGGUGGAGUCUGUCCAGCUGAUCUGCAAAACCACAGUUUGUCUGCCUAAAGAUGCUAAAGUGGAGUGGAAGGACAAAGACGACAGAAAGGUCCACGUUUAUGAGAACGGCUCUGACCAGCCUGAAGAACAGGACGAUAAAUACAAGAACCGAACAAAGAUGAAGAGAAACUUACUGGAACCUGGAGACCUCAGUCUGACCCUGAAACACCCCACAGAUGGAGACAACUCCACCUACACCUGCACCGCCUACAGCAGGGAGGGAAACAUCCUGCUUAAGAAAGACGUGGAGCUGAAAGUCAGAGUGGAGCCCAUCUGCUGCAGAAAGAUGCCUCCUGUCCCAGAAAACAUUGAAGUUGUCUCUAAAGCCCAGGCUGUGGGAGUCACACACAGAGGAGAGCCAGGUGUGGAGGCCGAGCAGCCGCCCAAACGCCCCACGGCCACAGGUGGGAGUGGGGCCGGAGAUACAAACACUACGGUGGGCUUGUUUCACAGCCUCACAAAGACACACAAAGUCCAGUUUGAGGAAGUGGGAGUGCUGUUUGGAAUCCAGUUUGUGCCCAUGUGGAUAAGGAUGGUGUCGGCCUCCGGACGGGAUCGUAUUCUGCCAGGAAACUUGUCUAAAAUGUCCCAGAGCGUCGGGCCGGGAAAAGACAGAGCGUACGCCUCCUUUAUUGUGAAAUUCCUCACCAUGGUUCUUCCCCACUGCAUCCACCGAGCCUUCAUUGUUGUUCUUGCCAUGUGUGAUGGAGAUGAUGGCGCCCAGCCCGAUGGAGGCAACACUUUACAGUUCAGUCGAGCCCAGUUGAUGGUCCUGCCUCCACUGGACUCAACCUCUAGCUCAGCCACCCUCUGCUGGUCUCUUAUAUUGCAGAGAUAA